Molecule: messenger RNA, 6777 nt
Organism: Lethenteron reissneri (Far Eastern brook lamprey)
Lineage: Eukaryota; Metazoa; Chordata; Hyperoartia; Petromyzontiformes; Petromyzontidae
Product: adiponectin receptor protein 1-like
Biological process (GO): adiponectin-activated signaling pathway
Cellular component (GO): plasma membrane
Molecular function (GO): signaling receptor activity
Source: RefSeq, a predicted model, not a curated record
CCCUCCCACCCCCUCCCCGCCGCGCUCGCGCCGAUGGCGGCUCCCGUCGGUCGUUUCGUCUCGCCGAGGUGACGCUGCUCUCCUCCUCAUCCGUAAAGAUCUCCUCGAAAUCUUCGGGGCAACAAAAACAAAAAAACCCGCCACCCCCGCGGGGGGGAAGCGAUGUCUCGCCUGCGAGUGGCAUCCUGAAGAGAAGAAAACCACGAGUUGUGAGGGAGAGCAGAUACCCUCACGAUGGCGUCGUCUCGCGCUGGGUGCACGAAACGGCACGAUGUGGGCACGGACAAGCCAGACGACGUCGGCCUGGCGGAGCUGGGCCCGCUGCUGGUGACCACAGGGCAAGCCACGUGCUCUGUGCGGGAAGUGGACCAGGUCCAUGCGGACAGAGAGAGGGAUGAGGAUGGCCCUGAGCCCCUGAGGGUCAUUACGCUGCCGCUUCAAGCCCACCACGCCAUGGAGAAGAUGGAGGAGUUUGUUUGCAAGGUGUGGCAGGGCCGCUGGCGAGUGAUCCCGCACGAUGUGCUGCCCAGCUGGCUGCAGGACAACGAGUUCCUGCUGCAGGGGCACCGUCCCCCCAUGCCGUCGUUCCGCGCCUGCUUCCGCAGCAUCUUUCGUCUCCACACGGAGACCGGCAACAUAUGGACGCAUCUAAUAGGCUUUUUCCUAUUUGUCGUCCUGGCCGUCAUAUAUCUGUUCCGGCCAAACAUGAACUUCGUAGCUCCUCUGCAGGAAAAGGUUGUGUUUGGCGUUUUCUUCAUGGGCGCUAUCCUCUGCCUGUGCUUCUCCUGGCUCUUCCACACCGUCUACUGUCAUUCCGAGAAGGUCUCCCGCACCUUCUCCAAAUUGGACUACUCGGGCAUCGCUCUGCUCAUAAUGGGCAGCUUCGUGCCAUGGCUCUACUACUCCUUCUACUGCAACCCGCAGCCACGACUCAUCUACCUGGUGACCAUCUGCGUGCUCGGCAUAGCGGCCAUCGUUGUGUCUCAGUGGGAGCGCUUCUCUACGCCGCAGUAUCGCGUGCUCCGUGCAGCUGUAUUCCUGAGCUUGGGCUUCAGUGGGAUUGUGCCAACCGUGCACUUCAUGGUGGUGGAGGGCUUCAUGAGGGCGACGACGGCCGGGCAGACAGGCUGGCUCUUCCUCAUGGGGCUCCUGUACAGCAUGGGCGCCGCGCUGUAUGCUGCACGCAUCCCCGAGAGGUUCUUCCCGGGCAUGUGCGACAUCUGGUUCCACUCGCACCAGAUCUUCCACGUACUGGUGGUGGCUGCGGCGUGCGUUCACUUCCACGGCGUGUCGAAGCUGCAGGAGUUCCGUUACAGUGUGGGAGGAGGCUGCACGUCCGACACUCUCCUGUGAGUCACGCCUGGAGGCGUGCCACUCCGACCCAGCUCGGUGUAAAUUCCCCGCGAGAGGCAAGCGGCUGGCGCACGCGCGCGCUCCGUUCUGUGUGAUGACUCUGAGCAGAGCUGUAGGGGUUUGCCUGUUCCCGCUAGGACCUCAAUUGGCGAGCGUUGAAGCAAUGCAUCCAGGGAAUAUUUGGGCAUCGUAUUCGAUCGGAAAGUUAUUUUUGGCAAUACUUGAUGACAAAAGCCACACAAAAGAUAUGAAAACUGCACAAAUGUUUAAUGUCACUUUAUAUAAGGUUACAUGGGGAGUAUGCAGACAUGAAUACAAAUAAAAUGAUGCCCAUAUGUGUCCCCUGGUUUAUUUUACAUUCGCGAGGGGGCUUGCUUUAAGGUUUAUUUUUCAAGUGAUGGGCCCUGCUUUUGACACACCUUGCCUCUAUUUGUUGAUGGCAAUGUGGCAGGAAAGUCCCUGUUCACUUACUACUGUUUGGGAGCACAGGUUUACACAGAAGGCCUCUGGCACCCAGACAUAGUCCUGCUCUCCAUCUCCACCAGACUCCAGUUAACAAUAACCCAGUUUACAUAUUAGAAAUUAGUGUGCAUACAAGUUGGCUUGCAAAUUUGACCCUUGUAAUGCUGGCUUUUUGUCGAGCCGCCUCAGUGGAGACAUGCUCUAUGAUAAAGCUGCUGAGCAUGCUGUGGGCUGACAUACUCGCCCAGCCACUUGCCUUCGCGUCGAGUUUUAUCGUCAAUUAUUACUGUCCCCCUAUGCACCCAUUUGCUGUUAAUAUGUGCAAUCACGUUUACCCAAAUGUUAAAGGUCUAUUCAGUGAUACGAUCCGAAAACAGGGAUAUCGUGUAUCGACUAAAUACAAAAAUAAUAUUUUAUAUAUAAAAGUUAAAUGUUCAAAAAAGGUUUCAUUAUGAUGUAACUCAAAUUAUGUAAGCGUGAUAACUUUUUUUAAAACAAAAACUGAAAUGAUAAAAAAGUAAGAUCUACAGUUCAACAUUUUAUUAGCAAGCAAUAACAGUACUUACACAAUUUUUACCAUUAGUCAUGGAUGUUUUUUCUGUUAAAAUUUCGGCUUAGAAGCAUUGAAGAGUGCAUUUCUCCUUUUGAAAUGGGAUGUAUUUUUGAUGCCGUAUCACUGAUAGCACCAGUAAUGUUUGUGGGAAGCUUGAAUAUACGCGGUGUCUGAUGUGCCCUCACACUGGUUUCAAACUUGACAAAGGCCAUGCCCGAAGACCUGGCCAUGUGAAUAGAGUGAUGCCGACACAAACCGGCUUUUAUUGCUGCUUGCGAUCAUGGUGCUCAAGAAAUGUCCUCGUCAACGUUAUGAGUAACACUUGCCACCGGAGACACAUUGCACGCGCCACCAUGUCCUUUUAUGGUCAGAUAAUUUAACCCUGCCACAGUGCACCUGCAUUGAACAUAACGGAACCGUUCUUCGACUGCUUUUACAUUGAAUACAUGUCUCAUUUGCGAGAUAAUCUUAGGCGCAGCAUUUCUGUCCACAAUACACCUGCUCAAACACGUCUUACUUGGAACAAAAACUAAAAGUUGUGCGUGCGAGCAUUUAUAUAUGUCAACGUUGCAUUUGCCUUGCUAGCUUAUGCAACCGUGAUGUCCCUUGUGAUACCAACAAAUGUCCUUGAGUAAACAUACUUAAAAAAUAAACAAACACUGAGAUUAGCAUUUGUCAAAGGGCAGCUGAUGACCUUUCCACAUCGCACAGUCUUGUGCCACUUAAUUGGUGCCCCGCUCACAUACUAGUCAGAGGAGAGUGCUCCCCCUUGACAUCGGAGUUUUGUGGCCUCAUGCUGUGCCACUCUGGUCACAUGGUUGCAUGUGGGAAAAUCUGAUGGGUCUGCGUCCCCAGCACGACGGGCUUAUUGAAGGGUGCCUACGUUCGGUGAGUAGUCGUGAACGAAUCGUGAGCGAGGGUUUACACAGCUUGGCCCAUUCACCGGCUCUGCCAUCCUCACAGCUGCCCGCCUGUAGUAAUACGCUUUUUGGACAAAUCUAGACGUGCAAAGUUCAAGUGCGAGUUUCUUGCAUGAUCUUUUUCUCAGGGUUAAAAAAGGUAGACAUCCAUUUGUUUUUGAUAGGCUUAUUCACAUCCAUCAAGCUCUCUGCUUUGCUCUGUGCAGCUGCUUGCAGUGCCAUUCUGCUUGCCAUUUUGUUUCUCUCAAGAACGGACACAUGUUUUUAUCAACUCGCAAUGACGAACACAACAGAGGGUGAACAAACUCGCACGCGGGGAAACGUGAACGGAAGCCGCGCCCACUGGGUUAGUCUCCCCCUUAACGGGGGCCAAUUGGGGUCCAUCGGGUUAUUUUCCCUACAAACGGCAGUAGGGUCAGAGAUCGGGAGAGGGAGACGCAAUAACUAGAUUUUAAAGUGUGCGGCAUGCGUGGCACAAGUCCUUUUCACUCAGUCGCUCAGCACCUCUUCCUCUGCAUGCCGGCAUCAGCUUAGCCAUGCAAACGUCUGUCACUUCCUUUUCCCCCCUCUUGCUCCAGUGCUUUGACGUGGAAAGGAAAAUUGGGGCCGACUCAUCUCUCCUAUCUAUACCUUAGGCCUAAAAUGAAAGCGUAUCUCAUCAAAAGCUGUUGUCACGUCGCACAUAACUCCGAACACUGUCUUAGCAUCGCCCUUUGAAUGCUUUCUGUCAUUUUCCAACUUCAAGAGCCAAUAGGAAGCAGCCAUCACGGCGCCAUGGUUUGCUUGCAAAGCCCGUCCACGGCACAGGGCGCACACCCAUGUGGCGCUCGUAAACAGCUUUUCCAAGCUUCCGCGUACGUCACCACGCCGUCGUAUGAUAGCACUUAACUCCACGCCGCACCUUUACCCCUGCUGUCGCAGCUGAAGUGCAAAGCUAAUGGAUUAUUCGUUAAGUCUCCCUUUAAUUGCAGCCAGACAAAAUCAGUCAUUGCAAACAAACAUGACUGACACACAUCCCGACUGCAUGUAAAUCUUACUUUUCUUCCCCAGUGGUAUUGCACGGGUUUAACUGUCACACAUUGCUCAAAGUUACCAUACAGAUUGUGUACUGGGGUAAACGUUUCAAGUGAUUUAUCAAGAAAUAUACAUAGUGUGUACUGGAUUGUUUUUACAUUACAUUUUAGUGCUAUCAACAGGGUACAACCAUGCUUACCCUGAGAUGUUACCUCUGCUGCAUUAUUUGAACUCUCCAAUGAAGGGCCUAUUAAUAGGAAGCUGAAAUGGUCAGCACGCAUUUUCAUCUUUCAAGUUCUCCAAUAUACGUGUUUUGUAGAUUAAAUCUUUAAAGAUUACCUAUUCGCUGCCCACUUCCAAACAGAUUUCAAUGUCUGAGUUGCAGCAUGGCAUUUAUUUAACGUUGGGGCAUGGGCUCUUGUUGUAAUUUCACAGCUGCUGUUGCUUCUGAUUGAAGCACUGUGUUGGCGGUAAGGCACCCUGGGGGUACUGUUUCAUAUGGCUUUGCCUAGCAGUGUGGCAUUUUUCCAUGGAAUAAUGAAAUGUGCCUCAGGGACGUUCAUGGAUGCCGUGGUUGGUAUUGGCAAAGGUGUCUGGCAGCCAUGCUGCUGUUCUCGCCUGGUACGAUGCAUAGGUAAUGGCAGCAAGUCCUUGCCUUCCCCAUCGGCACAACGCGUUCAGGACGGUCAGAAUGGGAUUUGGCAGCCUCAAUUACAACUCGUGCUUGAAAAUAGCAGCCGCCUGCCAAUCGUCAUGCCCAAUUAUCUUGAGCAAUGCAUCACACAGCAGGCAGUUGUCAAGAGAACGCUUCCAAGCAAGUCCCUAUUUAGACUGCCUUUCUCAUCCAGCAGCAUGUUUGCUUUGCUUACGCCCUGGCAUGCACAACAAAAACGCCAGUGUCUGCUGGCUGCCCCCAAUCAUCAGUUCCCAUUGCUGCCGGCGACUGGAGCAUUGAAGCUUGCGCACGCAACUGCAUGCGUGCGCCCGACUUUCAUCCUGUGCCGCACUGCCGGGGUCACGUGAGAAAGCAGCCUGCUGGGCAGCGAUUCUUCCUCCUAACACAAGUCCAACGCAGUGGCCGAAUGCAGGACAGGUGGAGGGGGGGGGGGAGCGGGGUUCGUUUAAAAAAAAGUAGGCACGCCGCGAGCCACUCCCUUGGCGGGCGUCCGUUGGAGAGCCGCCGGGACGUCUGAGAUGAGACACGUGGGAUGAUGAAGGUGCACUCAGUGAUGCAGAUCAGGGAGCAAGCUUUGUUUUGAGUCUCCGAUGCGCUACGUUUGUCUGAAAGUCUCCAUUGUCGCGAAACCGUUUAGAGCAACGUUUAUUCUUGUGGUGCUGAAUGAAACUUCUUACGUGCUUUUGGCAAGUACCAUUAGGGUCUGCCGAUUUAACGUUCAUCGUCUCGCAAACAACAAACAUCGCAAUUGUGAUGAAUGAACAUUGAACACUAUUAUCGCGAAAUCCAAAGUUAAUUUGAACCUAUACUUUGUGGUGCAGCCUUUGAGUAGUGGACCUGUUGUAGAUGUUGUCAAAACUAUGGAGAUUUUUUAAUUUUUUUCCCAGCAUAAUUGUGUCGUUAUAUUGCAAAAAAGCUUUGUAAAUAAAUAUAUUUUUAGACUGCAUUUGAAGAAAGUUGGUAUCACAGAGUGCACCUCUUUAGCGGAAGAGUGAUGGUCAUUUGUCUGCACGUUGUGGAAAUGUUGACACUGUACUGAAAGCCACCAUGACGUUAACGCACAAGCCGUGCCUUUCAGGACUCUAACCAAUUCAUCCAACCCAUCUGGUGCUGUCGAUCAGCUAAUUGGUUCCCAGACGGCAAGGCGAAAGCUUAACGCUCAGGUGGAGAAGAAUAAAGAGCUCUAGCCACUCAACUUCAUCUAAAUAUCAUUCAGGCCAGAGCACCACACUGCCUUAAUGUUAUGGCUGGAACAGUAUGGGAAGUGAUUCCCAGUGCUUCUCUAAUAAUUUUUGUUUUGUCCCAAGAAAAGAGCAUUUCCAGCCCCUCCAAAGCUUUUAAAACAAAAUUGGGUUUCUGAUGUUACAGCAAAUGUUACAGCAAAGAAAAUUUGCACUAAUAUGCGUAUAUCCUUGCCGAAGCUUACUUAUGUUUGUCAUGUGUAAAUGUGAUGAAGAGUCUUGGCUGUUUAUGUUUUAACUUCGUGUCUCGUUUGGUUUUUCCCCUUUAGUUUAAUUCUGAAUUAACCAUCUUCGACACUGUAUAAUUUGCAUGCUAAUCUUAACUGUUAUUUUGUCAUAUUGCAUUUACUAUAGUUUCUAUUUUUUGCCAAUGACAUGCUUGCCGUAUUUAAAACAAUGAAAUAUAUAGUGUGUUGGCAUUUAUAUCUUGUUUCAUGUGUUUUAAGCACCUGUAAAUUAGCCUGUUGGCCUGUCUACUUCAUGACCUUUUUCCAUGUUGUACAUUGAAUAUUUUCAAUAAAGAAUAGUACUGUAAUAAAGGAUGGAGAAAACAAACCA